Molecule: messenger RNA, 2421 nt
Organism: Arabidopsis arenosa
Lineage: Eukaryota; Viridiplantae; Streptophyta; Magnoliopsida; Brassicales; Brassicaceae
Source: the annotation of a GenBank genome assembly
GUGUUUUUGAUUGCGUCUUUGGAAUCUCCUCUACUGUUUCUAGGUUACUCAAUCCGAAGAAAUGGGAACUAAAUGGAGGAGAAUGAAACUGGCUUUGGGUCUGAAUCCCUGUACCUACCUCCCAAGAACCCUAGAGGAUUCACCCACUGCUUUGAAUUCUACAGAGAGAUUAUCAGAUGUUGCUCUGCUCUCUCCUCUUAACUGGCCCAUGACUCCGACACCUUCCUCUCACGGUCUGAAAUUCUCCAGAAACAGCUCUAAAUCUUCAAAGACAUGUUCUAUAUGCUUGAAGAAGAUGAAAGAAGGAGGUGGACAUGCUAUUUUCACAGCAGAGUGCUCGCAUUCGUUUCAUUUUCACUGCAUUGCUUCGAAUGUGAAGCACGGAAACCAAGUUUGCCCGGUCUGUCGUGCAAAAUGGAAGGAAAUCCCAAUGCAACACCCUAGUUUUGAUCUUCCUUAUCUGUUUGCUCGAUCUUAUAACAAUGAUGCAGCUAUUAGCCUUGUCCACCGCUUACCUAGACCUCGUGGAGUUAUGAAUCAAGGACGAGUUCUUGCUCCUGAGCCGUCUAUGUUUGAUGAUGAUGAACAGUUAGAGCAGCAGCUAGUAUUUUCCGGGAAGAGCUAUAGUGAUGCUUUGGAGAACAAUCAUUCUGUAAGAAUGAUGGACUUGAAGAUAUAUCCCGAGGUUUCCUCUGUACCACGAGCUGAAUCCCGUGAGAAGUUUGCUGUAUUGGUGCAUCUUAGAGCUGCUGCCAUGGUUACUGGAAAUGCUAACUCUCUCAACAAUCAGAUAUCUCGGUAUCCUCGAGCUCCAGUUGAUCUUGUCACGGUGCUUGACAUCAGUGGUAGCAUGGCUGGAACUAAACUGGCUCUACUCAAACGAGCAAUGGGUUUUGUGAUUCAGAACCUUGGUUCAAAUGAUAGGCUCUCGGUUAUUGCUUUCUCUUCUACUGCUCGUCGUCUUUUCCCUUUGACUAAGAUGUCUGAUGCUGGAAGGCAGCGAGCCCUUCAAGCUGUAAACUCAGUGGUUGCAAAUGGCGGGACCAAUAUCGCUGAAGGUCUUAGGAAAGGUGUCAAGGUGAUGGAAGAUCGAAGAGAUAAAAAUCCUGUUGCUAGCAUUAUCCUUUUGUCUGAUGGACGAGACACCUAUACCAUGAACCAAGCUGAACCAAACUACAAGUUGUUACUCCCGUUGUCUAUGCACGGUUGUGAAAGCAAGCGGUUUCAGAUCCCGGUUCAUUCUUUUGGUUUUGGAUCAGAUCAUGAUUCUUCACUGAUGCAUUCUGUUUCUGAGACCUCUGGGGGAACUUUCUCUUUCAUUGAGAGUGAAUCUGUGAUCCAGGAUGCUCUUGCACAGUGCAUUGGUGGACUUUUAAGCGUUGCAGUGCAGGAGCUACGGUUAGAAAUCGAUGGUAUGUGCUCAGAUGUUCAUCUCAGCUCGAUAAAAGCUGGUAGUUAUGCGAGCCUUGUUACUGGUGAUGGUCGAUCAGGAUGUGUUGACAUUGGUGAUCUUUACGCCGAUGAAGAGCGCGAUUUCUUGAUUUCUAUCAACAUCCCUGCUCAAAAAGAUGGAAACGAGACGCCGCUUCUAAAAAUGAGAUGUGUCUACAAAGAUCUUUUGACAAAAGAAAUUGUGACGCUUCAAAGUCAUGUGCUUAACAUUCAAAGACCAGAAACCGUUGGUCAAGAAGUUGUUGUGUCCAUCGAAGUGGACAGGCAAAGAAACAGAUUUCUAGCCGCGGAGGCAAUGGUAAAUGCGAGAGCUUUAGCAGAGGGAGAAGAUUUAGCCGCAGGUGUCACUGUCAUCCAGAAUUUCAGACUAGCUUUGGCAGAGACAGUCUCAGCAAAAUCGGGUGACGCGUUUUGUGUGGCUUUGGACAAAGAGCUAAAGGAAAUGCAAGAAAGAAUGGCGAGUAAGCAUGUCUACGAGGUGUCGGGAAGAGCUUACAUUCUUUCUGGACUUAGUUCACACUCAUGGCAAAGAGCAACAUCAAGAGGAGAAUCAGGAGACGGUUCAAGCUUUGUCCAGGCUUAUUAUCAAACUCCAUCAAUGGUUGAAAUGCUACACAGAUCUCAGGCCACAUCGCAUCAUCAUAGACUGAUCCAGCCUUUGUUAUCAUUUGCAUCUCAACCAAAGCCAAGGUGAACAAAUAAUCAAAAUUCAAUGUAAAAUGUAACAGCCUUUUUUUUUUUUUUUGGGAAGUCUCUGAAAACAUUUUGGUCUCUUUUUGGGGUGGUUGGUCUCUGUAAAGAAAUAAGAAAAAAAGCAGGCAAGGGGGAGAGAAAAAUGUGAAUCUAAGUGGGGUUUAGAGGAUCUUACAAUUUGGUGAUUUCAUGGUUUUGUAAGUUGGUCUUGUUUCAGUAUUUCAUGUAAUGGAUGUAUAUAUGGUAUGAAGUUGUGUAUAAAAAGCUUUUUGUUCA